Molecule: messenger RNA, 1911 nt
Organism: Solea senegalensis (Senegalese sole)
Lineage: Eukaryota; Metazoa; Chordata; Actinopteri; Pleuronectiformes; Soleidae
Gene: june
Product: JunE proto-oncogene, AP-1 transcription factor subunit
Exons: 2
Coding region: 202-1224 (340 amino acids)
Biological process (GO): regulation of cell population proliferation; regulation of transcription by RNA polymerase II; regulation of cell cycle
Cellular component (GO): transcription regulator complex
Molecular function (GO): RNA polymerase II cis-regulatory region sequence-specific DNA binding; DNA-binding transcription factor activity, RNA polymerase II-specific; transcription factor binding
Source: RefSeq, a predicted model, not a curated record
CUCUGUACGACUCACUCAGUCUGCUCUCGGAGCCUCGGCAGCUUCUCUGCUUCUUCUUCUCUCUGGACUGUCUCCUCGUCUCCCCCCGUCUCUUCAUCCCGCAGACGCUGACGUCAGUGGAAUAUUUCAAUCUCCGAUAAUCACUUUAAUCUAAUUAUGAAGAUUUCCCCUGAGACGUGUCCUCGUCACUGACGGCCAAAGAUGGAGACUCCCUUCUACCACGACGACUGUCCCACUGUCUCCGGCUACAGCCACAUCGCUGAGUACGAGCGUUACCCGGGCAACAAGAUGCUGAUGAGUAAGAAGGCCAUGGCGAUGGCGGCCGGUCAUCAUUUCUCCAGUGGUGGUGGUGGCAGCGCAGGAGGGAGGGGCGGUAACCCCGGCAACCACGCUCUCACCACGAACACCUCGCUGAUGUCGUCUGUGGCGUCCUCUGCCGUGGACAUGAACCUGCUGAAGCUGGCGUCCCCUGACCUGGAGCACCUGAUCAUCCAGUCCAACCAGGGACUGGUGACCACCAGCCCGGCGUCCAACGUCACCAACACCUUCCUCUACCGUAAUCAGGCCACCAACGAGCAGGAAGGGUUUGCUGACGGCUUCGUCAAAGCUCUCGCCGACCUCCACAAGCAGAACCAGCUGGUGGGAGGUCCCAUGUCUCCGUCCCCAUCCUGCACCGUCUCCCUGCAGGCGUCCUACCAGAGGAACCUGAUGUCUGCCAGUGACGUGCCGGUGUACACCAACCUCAGCAGCUACAACCACACACAGAUGCCGUAUCCUGGCGGGCAGCUAACAUACGGCAGUGGCUCGGGAAGCGGCGGCGUCGGACCCCCUCAGCCGCACACGCGAGGCAUGGACGCGCCGCAGACUGUCCCUGAGGUGCCCCACCCACCGGGCGACCCCAUGUCCCCGCUCUCCCCGAUUGACCUGGAGACACAGGAGCGGAUCAAAGCGGAGCGCAAGAAGCUGCGCAACCGCAUCGCGGCGUCCAAGUGUCGCAAGCGGAAGCUGGAGCGGAUCUCGCGGCUGGAGGAGAAGGUGAAGGUUCUGAAGAGCCAGAACUCGGACCUGGCCUCCACCGCCGCCAUGCUGCGCGAGCAGGUCGCCCAGCUCAAACAGAAGGUCAUGAGCCACGUCACCAACGGCUGCCACAUCGCCGUCGCCUCGGCCGCCGCCAAGUCCGGCGGAGUGGGAGGAGCCUCGGGCAGCGAGGACUCGCGCUGCUGAGGAGGCGGGACUUGACGGCGGCGAGGUCUGAGGUGAUUUAAUAACGCGGCGUUUCACUCGCGCUCGUGGUCAGAGCGAGCGGCUCGUGACAAAGACGCCCCCCUGUGGACAGAUGGAUGUAUGACGGGAUUUACUCUGUCCUGCUGUCAAUCAUUCAGCCUGAGGAGGCGGGGCUUAGAGGAGAGAUGGGAAGCGACGUGACAAGACGGAUGUUCAGAGUCUGAACGUGUAAUUUAAAAAGAAGAGUGUGUGUGUGUGUGUGUGUGUGAGAGAGAGAGAUUACAUUUACUCUUUUUACCUUUAAAUAGUUGUCAUUAAACAUUUGUAAAACACCACAAACAUAAUCAAACUUCACUGAAUCACAGUCAUCAUGUGAAGUAAUCAGAUUACUUCUUUAAUGUUACCUUUUAAACUGUAACUGCACAUAAAUAAACACAACUGUUACAUUUAAUCAGUAAAAAAAAGAAACAGAAGCCCAUCCAACAAAUAUUUAUUUAUUUUUUACUUUUUGACGUCUGAUUCUAUUUUUGUACAAAUGUAUAAAGUGGUGUGUGUAUAAUCUGUUAUUAUUGUUAUUAUUGUUACGAUCAAACACUUAUUUAUUAUGAAUAUGUUUCAUUUCUGUCACAUUGUGUCACUGUGUUGAGAUGUUUGUGGUAAAAUAUCAGUGAUAAAAUGUUCACCCUC